Molecule: messenger RNA, 2432 nt
Organism: Durio zibethinus
Lineage: Eukaryota; Viridiplantae; Streptophyta; Magnoliopsida; Malvales; Malvaceae
Product: floral homeotic protein APETALA 2-like
Biological process (GO): regulation of DNA-templated transcription
Molecular function (GO): DNA-binding transcription factor activity; DNA binding
Source: RefSeq, a predicted model, not a curated record
GAAACAAAAAAAGCACAAAAAAAAUUUUAAAAAAAAGCAAGUGGCAAGAGAGAGAGAGAAUACUAUUAAGGGAGAUUGUGGAUGGUUUUUGCUAUAAGUUUUAACUCAAACUGGCCUCGUCUAUGCUGUAUUGGGCAGUCAGGUUUCUACAAGAUCUUCUUCUAGCUUCUCUAACCUCUCCCUCCCCUCUUUGCUUCCUUCCUUGCUAGCUAUACUAUCUUUUAGCUAAGUCACGACUCUCCUAGGUUUUCUUUUUCUUUUUCGUUUCUUUCCCAAAACCUCCUUGUUUCAAUAUUACUCAACCCCUUCACUCGUUUAUUCAUUUUAGCUUUUAUAUAUACAAAGAGAAAAGGAGGGUUUUUAGCUCUCUCUCUCUCUCUCUCUCUCUCUCUCUCUCAGAAUUCUUUGCCUUUUUUAUUUUAUUUUGAGAGAAGAUGGUGAUCAUGAUUUUCUAAUUUUUGUCCCUUGAAAUAUAUAAUUUUUUUGCAUCAAUAUUACAAGCUGAGAAAGUUGAGAAAAGAGAGGGAAAAAUGUGGGAUCUUAAUGACUCUCCUGAUCAGCUAAGAGACGAUGAAUCCGAGGGGUGUUCAUCACAGAAAACUUCCAUAGAUGGAGAUGAAGAUAAGGGCAAACGGGUCGGAUCCCUGUCAAAUUCAAGCUCUUCAGCUGUGGUCAUCGAGGAUGGAUCGGAAGAAGAAGACGGAGAGAGAGGUAAAGCAACUUUAAAGAAGAGAAGCAGCAAGAUUUUUGGGUUCUCAGUGCCUCAUGAAGAAAAGUCCAUGGAGAGUGACCCGGCUCCUGUGACCCGGCAGUUUUUCCCUCUUGAUCAAGACCAGGAAAUGGGGACCUCUUCCGGCGGAAGUGGAACAGGUUUCCCUCGGGCUCACUGGGUUGGUAUCAAAUUCUGUCAAUCGGAGCCUCUCGUCCCUGGUAAAUCUGUUGAAGUUUCACAGCCGAUGAAGAAAAGCAGGAGAGGACCCAGGUCAAGAAGCUCUCAGUAUCGAGGAGUUACUUUUUAUAGAAGAACCGGCAGAUGGGAGUCUCAUAUUUGGGAUUGUGGAAAACAAGUUUAUUUAGGUGGAUUUGACACAGCACUUGCAGCUGCUCGUGCAUAUGAUAGGGCAGCAAUCAAGUUCCGGGGAGUUGAAGCAGAUAUAAAUUUCAGUAUUGAAGAUUAUGAGGAAGACUUGAAACAGAUGAGUAACCUAACCAAGGAAGAAUUUGUGCAUGUACUUCGCCGACAAAGCACCGGAUUUCCUAGAGGAAGCUCCAAAUAUAGAGGAGUAACCUUGCACAAGUGUGGGAGAUGGGAAGCUAGAAUGGGCCAAUUUUUAGGCAAAAAAUACGUUUAUUUAGGCUUGUUUGACACCGAGAUUGAAGCAGCGAGGGCUUAUGACAGAGCUGCAAUUAAGUGCAAUGGCAAAGAUGCUGUUACUAAUUUUGAUCCCAGCAUAUACGACAAUGAGCUUAAUUCUGGUGAAACUUCAGGUAAUGCGGGAGAUCACAAUCUUGACUUGAGCUUGGGGAAUUCAACUUCAAAGCAAAACAAUCUAGAAUUUUUUGCUGAUAGGCAAAAUGCGACGGGUGAUCAGCAUAGUCUGCCACCUGAAGCUGAUUGGCGAAAUCGGGGAAUUAGUUCUAAGCUAAAUCUGCAGCAGGAACCAUGUGGAAGUGAUGAUGCUCAUCACCGAAGAUCGGAUGGAUAUGGCGAGGCGGAAACAAUGCAGCUGUUGAGCCAAACCCACAUUCAAUCACCAGCCUCAAUUAAGUCUAAUGAAGGGCAUAGAUAUGGACAGUUCAGGAGACCUGGAGGGAACAAUAUGUUUCACAUUAAUCCUCCACACAUUAAUCCAUCAACUUAUCAGAUUCAUUUCCCAAGAAGCAGCAAUGGAGGUCGAUUUGGGAGUGAUCUUUCACUGUCUACUAGUGAUCAACAGUGGCAAUCAGGUCCUCACCAGUUGUUUGGAAAUUCUGCAGCAUCAUCAGGAUUCCCAUCGCCGAUUAGACCUUCCCAAACUUGGCUGCAGAAAAAUGGGUUCCACUCACUCAUGAGACCCUCCUAACCCAUGUAAAAGUAGCCAUAAAAUCUCUUUCUUACCUUGUUGGUUUUGGAAGCAUGUAAAGUUCAAUGCUUAUCCUUUUAUAAUUUUCUUCCCCUCCCUCUACAACUUUCUUAAGAGAGCCAAAAGGGAAAAAAAAAUCAACAAGAAAUUAUUGGAACCAGAAAAGAAAAGAAAAAGAAGGAAAAGAAAAUUCCAUCUCUUGAAGUUGUUGGGCAUGGGUGAAACUAACAAACCAACGAAAACGUUGAACUAGACAUAAAUAUUCUGAGUUCUGACUAAAGCUGUUGAUCUCUUCUAUUGUUUUUAAUACAUUGCUUUACCGCCCUAAGCAGUCGUAUUGGUAUUAUUGUUUUGCCCCAUUUUCUAUUA